Linum trigynum is the source of this 5202-nucleotide messenger RNA. Lineage: Eukaryota; Viridiplantae; Streptophyta; Magnoliopsida; Malpighiales; Linaceae. The record is from the annotation of a GenBank genome assembly.
UUGCUUAGCAACCACAUCUUGCGAAGACGAAUCAUCAGCAUCAUUUGGAUUUUGGUAGAGUCGCAAUGACUGCCCUCAAGAAGCGGUGCUAGAGCAUCUUGGUUCGAGUCCGAGUAGCGGCAUAAGAUUUUUUUAAUUUCCUAAAACAUCCAACAAGUCAUAUACUAUGAUGAAUUCAAUUCUAUAGCUCCCUCUUUUUUUAGAAUUAAAAUUUUUAAGGUAUUUUCGACUUUAGAACAUAUAUUAAUUCAUAUAUCCUUUUCAGUUUUUUCACUUGGAAUUACAAUUCAUUUGAUAACCAUAUUAAUCGAUGAAUUCGUAGAACUAUAUGAUUCGUCAAAAAAAGGAAUGAUAACUAGUUUUUUUUCCCUGUAUAACAGGAUUGUUAGUUACUCGUUGGAUUUAUUUGGGAUAACGAAAUCUACCCGAGUAACGACGUCAUGAAUAACUUUUUGACGAACUUUAUGAGUUGGAUACUCUUUCUAGUUUUGAUGAUCGGUUGAGUAUGGAAACACAUUAGUCAUGUACAAAAUGCAUUGUAAACUUGGUAAUCUUACAACGUUUCUAGGAUAAUAUUUCGAGAAACUAAAAGAGCUGGGCAAAAAAUAGAGCAGCUGGUUAAAUAUACUUAUUUCCAGAGGAAGCCAAACUACGGCAGGUACUAAUCCAGGUAGGGUUAACGUUAACACGGCAACCAAUCACAGCAAAUCACAGAAAAGUAUUGAACAACCGCGGGGAAAAAAAAAUAGAAAAAGGAAGAAAAAAAAAAAGACAAUCGCCGUAAACGCCGCCAAGGCAGAUCCACGUAGGAACGGAGUGAAAUCCGAAGCAAGGGUGUCACGGUCCGAACCUCGUAGGUUCGGAGCUGAACACAGCUGGAUACAGGCUGUCACCAACAAAGUCCCACUCAGCGAUUCCCCUAACUGCGUUCGCUCUCUCUCUCUCUCUCCUUCUAUUUUUCCUUCCCAAUUCUCUCUCUCUUCUUUCCCCUCUCCUCUUGUCUCCGGUCUCUGUGUUUCUCUCCCCUUCUGUUGCCCCCUCGCCCUCUGCUCAUUCUCUCUCUCGUUCUCCUUCCCCCUUUUGCGUUUCCGGCUAGGGUUUCGCCCAUCACCUCCGGAGAUUCGCCGAUUUUACGUCGGCAGUCGGUGGAUCAAGAUUCCUUGCUUCGUAAGCUCUCUAUUCAUUAUAAUUUCUCCCGCUUUGUCCCCACUGUUAAUGUUUCGCUACCCCUCCCCUUCCGGUGAGGACUUGGGCUUUGCAUGUGUGGAUUUUCUUCUUCUUCUUCUUCUCUCUUUUCUGCUGUUUCCCUUGAACAUUUGCUGGGAAUUUUCUUUUUUGUUGGCACUUAUAUGGGCUUUAGUUUGAGAAGGCGUCAAUGUCAGUUUUUGGGUUUCCGGGGGGCUACCUGUUUUGACUGUUCUUUGUAAUUGAACCUUACGUUCCUCGCCCAAAUUCUUGAGUAUGGUUAUGUUAAAGUGUGGGUUUUUUUUUUUACUUCUGUUGCGAAGUUCUUUGCAGGGUUUACUUGGAGAGGUUAGAUUUAAGUAUGUUGGUUGAAUGCGUGAUGUUGUAUCGCCUGCCUGUCGGGGGCUCUGGUUUUUAGAUAAGUGGUGAUCAAUGGGAUUGACAUUUGUGGGUUUCUUUUGUUGCCCUUUGUCUACCGAUUGGCUACUUUUCUUAUUCCUGUGGGUAGUUCAUGAAUUGUGUUGCGAAGAACUAUGAGAUGCCUGGUGGAAUUGGUGAGUGGAUAGGGAUUGUGUAUGUUGUGAGCAUCUGUGCUGGAGGUGUGCUCAACAUUGAGCACUGUUGUAGGAUUUUUGUCUAAAGGAAUCAAUGAGUUUCUGGUUAGUCAGAUUGUUGCCGAAUAGUCUUUUGCAAUCUACAUUAGUCUUGGAUAUAGAUGAACUUCGGAUGGUUGUAGAUGUAGUUGGGGAGUAGUAUAACUUCUAAGGGUCGUGGUUGGUUGGCUGUACCCAUAGUUCAUUCACUUUAAUGAUCUCGUUUAUAUUCGGCUGGUAUUAUUUAUCAUAUCUCCUUUCAUGCUUUGCAUCAAAUUGCUUCAUGCUUUCAAUUAUUGCUUUUUCAUUGAGUACUUGCAUGUUUUCUUGCAGGUGUUUCACUGGAUAAUAUACAUCUUCAGAUUGCGCCAAGUCUGAAAAUUAAGCACUGAGAAUUUACUGAUUGCACCUUGGAUUCGUAAAACAAGGUGUAGGACAUCACAGUUGGAUCUUUGUAGCCCAAGAAAGUGACGGUGGCAUAUGGUGAUUUGGAAUGGGGGUUUGACCACUUUCAAGUAAAGAAUGUGUUGUGACAGCCAGGUACUAUUAUUACUAAAAAGAAGAUAAUCCUAGGAAGAAAGCAGUUUAUGUGAAUCACGUUGAGGACUCCUUGUAUCCAUGCUGGCUGAGAGCAUGCGUGGAAUCUGUGUUUCGGGUGAUGCCCCUGACGAGAUUUGCUGCCGAUGUGCUCGGUGUGGUUACAAUUUGUCUAGUAGGUCUCUUGAUCAUCUUCGGUCUCGUCUGCAUUGUCUACUCGUUUUAUUUCCGAUCCCGCGUACGUAAUCAGGACUUGCUUAGCUACUUCAGUGGUCCUUGGAUCAUCCGAAUCAUCUUCAUUAUAUUUGUCAUCUGGUGGGCUUGUGGUGAAAUUGUACGGUUGAGUUUCUUGAAACGCAAGGGGAGGGUGUUGAAUACUCUCGACUACAAAUGGCAGGAAAAUGUCUGCAAGGGCUAUAUCAUCUCGAAUCUCGGGUUUGCAGAGCCAUGCUUAUUCCUCACACUUGUGUUUCUGCUGAGGGCUCCCUUGCAGAAGAUGGAUUCAGGAAUUUUCGAUCACAAAUGGAAUGGGAAGACAGCAGGGUAUGUUCUUCUUUUUUGCCUGCCGGUGUUUGUGCUUCAACUCUGUGUUAUUCUAAUUGGGCCUCAACUGCACAAGGAUGAUGUGGAUACAUUGAUGAAAUUGCCCCCUUAUUUUACAAGCACAGCUACACCUACAACACAGAGCAGUGCUCCUAUUGCCCUCUGUACUUACCCUUUACUGAACACAAUCCUCCUUGGGAUUUUUGCCACCGUGCUUACCCUCUACCUCUUCUGUCUUGGAAGGCGCAUCUUGAAGUUGGUCAUUAACAAGGGUUUGCAGAAGAGAGUAUAUACCCUAAUAUUCUCAGUUUCAAGUUUCCUCCCAUUGCGGGUGAUUUUACUGGGACUUUCUGUUUUAUCUGAGCCAGAGCGACUUCUUUUUGAAGCUCUUGCUUUCACAGCGUUUCUCGCCCUUCUGUGUUGUGCCGGGGUCUCUAUAUGCAUGCUUGUAUACUUCCCUAUUGCAGAUUCUUUGGCCCUGGGUAAUCUGACUGAUUUGGAGGCUAGGCGAAGGGUCAGUGAGGAACACAGUGAGAACAUCUCCCUUAUUGCUAACCAGAGCUACCCCGAAGAAAGCAGUAGAAUAAGCCCUGACAGAAACUCUGAUACAUCUACAAAGCGAGGAUCUAUUUCUUUUCGGGCUUAUGAGAAGGAUGGGGCUUCGGCUGCCACAUUUGUAGAGCUGAGCCUGUUUUCUCCCAGUCGAGACGUCGCCCCACCAGGAUCACCCCCACUUCUCGGCUGGCCAAUGCGACCUCCUCCACCAGCCCAAGCUCAGCGACCACCUUGAGAAGAAGGUUUUGGCAAGAUAAACAUUCUCAGGGUUAGUUAUCCUGGUGAAUAUCAAUUUUGCGGCGAAUAUGAGGCAAAAGGGAUUAAGUGACAAAAGGGGGAAAGAAGAUGCUGAUUGUAAAGGGGUUAGUUUCAAUAAGGGUUUUUUUGAUGAUUCUUGGUUUGCUUUCUAAUUUUAGAUAUGGUGAUGGUUGUUCUUCAGGGUUAAAUGAAUGAAUUAGUUUCGAUCAUGGUGCAGUUUUCCCUUUCCCUCUCUCCCUCAUAGCUUUUUAUUCUUUGUUCCUGGUCCCAAGGUCUUUCAGAUUUGUUGAGUUUAGCUCAAGAGAACUGAGAGGAUGGUGGGUUGCAGUCGGCCAGCUGCCUGCUGUAUUCUAAUCAUCUAAUGGGGGGGCUUUUGAACCAUCAUUUACAACUAGCUGGACAACCAAUUGUGGGUUGUAGGCAAGCUGGGACAAGUAACAAAUCUGAUCUGUCACCUGCAACAAGUGAGUUGUAUGGGGAUUUCUUGUCUUUGAAUUAUUCCUGUAUUCCAGCUGCUGCUGGGUGGUCUUUUCAAACUGGACAUGGUGGGAAUUAGUUUAUUAUUAUUAUUCCUUCUUUCCCCCUCUUUGGUUUGACCAACGCAAGUGCACUGUCCUCACCGCCGGCGACCGGCGUUGGGUGGGUGGCACUGUAGCAGGUAACUUGUUCUCAAAUUAGCUUCAGGUGCAUACAGAAAGGUAGAUGAUAACAGAAGUGAUUAAUGUCAAGCUGUGCUACCUGAUUGGCUUAAAUACCAUCGUUUUUCUCCAGGCCUUUGGAAAGUUUGGAAAAAAGACGUGCGACUUGUUCGAAAGGUGGAAUGUGGAAGAAGGGAACAUUAUAGGGUUUAAUUCAGUGUCCAAAUCCCUAAUUCAUUUUUUCUAGAAGUCGAUAUUCCUAUUCCCUAUUCCUAAGCCAAUGUUCAAAGCUUGAUUCCCACCAAAGUGAAAAAUACAUGCACGUAUAUGGUCCGUUUCUCCGGCGAGAUUAAUUGCGGUUGUAACAGAAUUGUUGUACAAUUUAGUUAAGUGAUCGAGAACAAACAUAACUUGAAUGUACAAGUUUGCGGUAUUACUCAAUCGAACAUUUCUAACUCAACGAAGAAUGUUAUUCUUCUUAAUGAACAAUAUGUUCUCGGGUUUAGUGAGUUAGAGAGACUACAACCAAUAUGUAUAUUCAUAUAUUGUUUAGCUAGAGGUCAUGUGAAUCUUUAAGCAGAACUGAUACAAGAUGCACGUAAGGUCACAUAUCAAUGGAAAAUAAAAAAUAAAUGUGACAAGUGAACCGAACCUAGACUCUCUAUCAAUGUUAUAUUCAAAAACUUCAACAAGUAAAAGUGUUAAUACUUGUUGUUCGCUUCAGUUCGAGUUCUUAAUCCGAACUUUAUCAUAAGAAGAUGACAUUGACAAAUCGUUAUAAAAAGAAUCAUCUGAGUGCGACCGGUUCAACCGACCGGUUGAACCGCUGGCUGCAACCAUUGUCAUUGGGCCAAGGCGGGCCGGAGUUGGGCCAAUAAUGGUGGUUUACGUUC